AUCCUUUUUCCAUGUAUGAAUCUGUUAUUCAAUGUGUGUCUAUGGGAUAAUAGCAGUAUAUUUCAUCCCAAAAAACGUUUCAAUCUAUGUUUUAUUCCUACGGGAUCGUAAAUCUAAUGGCUAAAUAAUCCUUGUUAUUACCAAAUAAUUAAAUAUGUUAGAUAAGUAGAAACCCAGCCCCGGGCCCUUAGACUCCAGGGGGUUAACUGACUUGCCUAGUUAAAUAAAGGUUAAAUAAAAAAAUGUAAUGCUUGGUGGGGUUGUGCAACGCAAAUGACUAUUACAAGCCUACAUACAGAGUGGAAUUCACAAAUACAAUAGGGAAAAAAAUCUUAAUAUAAGGCCUACAGUCCGUGCUCCCAAAUACUGGAAAAGGUGUGAUUCAUUAGGUUACAUAAUCACCACAUUAACCCCACGCUGCUAUAAACAUAAAUUAUGCAAUUAUAUGGCCAUUAGAUAACACACCGAAUGGCAUAUUUAUAUAGUGGAAUAAGCCUAAAUCAUAUUUACUUUCUAUUUUGCAGCUCAAGCGGUUAUUCUAUCCAAUUUUCUUCUGUCUUUAUAGCAUCAUUCUCACAUAAGUAAUUUGCUGAAGGCCCAAGCCAAUACUACGCCAUCUACUGGUAUAACGUCGAUAUCGAAUGCCGUUGUAAAACGAGCUCUGGACUUUUCUUUUGGAAAUGAAACCUAAAGUUGCAAAGCAACUAACGUAGCCUAGAGUUGCUUGAGUGGCUAGCUAACUUCGACUAGCUACUUUCGGUUCAUGUCCUUUGCAGAUGCCACAUUCCUGACUAUAAAAAGAUCUAUAACCGAGUAAAGGGAGAUGUAAAUCCAGGAGAGGGUACUUCAGAAACCUAAUCAUGUGUUGGAGAUGCCUGGAGGUCCUCUCUUCCUCACUCUGAGAGGCAGCCAGGAGCCUCCACCCACAACAACCUCCCCAGUCAGCAGUCAGAGUCACCACUCCCUCCCGGUCGAGACAUCUCCACCUGGUGGUCAAGAACAUGUACUCCAUCGUCUGAGCACAGGGAAGCAGGAGAAGAUCAGCACCACCUGUCAUCUGGGACAGGUCCAGCUCCUUCUUCUAGGUGAAGUGAUAGAGAAGGAUCUCGGGGAGAUGGUUCCAGGGGUGAGGGUGACGCGCCUUGACUCAGCUCAGCUGGUCCUGCAUGGCUACGCAAAUGAAGUCCAGACAGCCAGUCAGUUGGUUACGGAUAAGAUCUCUUUGGUGCUGGAGCGGGUGGUGCCUGACGUGUCCCUCCACCUCCUGUCCUUCCUGAGGGAUGAGUAUGGGAGGCCUGGGAACCUGAGCAGUCUCCUGGGGUUGGGACUCCAUGUGGAGGUAGAGCUGGGGGAUACAGAGCUCUGUCUGUUCUCCCUCUCCUCUGGGAAACUGGAGCAGGCUGAGAAGGAUCUGCUGGGGGAGUUUGGGGAGGAGAAGAUUGACGUGCCCAACGAUGCCCUUCUGGCUGAACUGAAAUCUAAAUUUGUGACGAAGGUGAAGGAGAUGAACCAGAGCAGAUGCAGGGUGGUGGCCAGGUAUGGUCCUGGGUGUAGAGUGCUGCUGCUGGGCCACAUGAAGGAGGUUCAGGAGCUGAGGGAGGAGAUUGGGGUCUUUCUGAUGGGCAGGUCCAGUGUAAGAGUCGUGAGACACCAUCAACAGAAUCAGGAUGGCGUAGUCAGUGAAGCAGGAACCGGAUCUAUACAGGAGGAGAUGGUCGCAGCCACCAGCUAUCGCCUCCGUCUGGGACUGCAGGUAGUUGUUUGUCAAGGUGACAUCACCAAGGAACAGGCGGAUGUGCUGGUGAACGCAGCCAAUGAGGACCUGGAUCAUGCUGAGGGUGUGGCUGCAGCUCUGAGCCGGGCGGGGGGGCCUGAGGUACAGCGGGCCAGCAGGGAUCUGGUUAGGCAGAUAGGGAGAGUGCCCACAGGUACAGUGGUAGAGACUACAGGAGGGAAGUUGCCUUGUAAGAUGCUGCUGCAUGCAGUGGGACCAGUAGGGGGCAGCGUAGGUAGGAAUGAGCGCCCUCUGCUGGAGAAGACAGUAAAGGCAGUCCUGGAUCUGGCAGAGACCAUGGAACUCCAGACCCUGGCCAUGCCCUGCAUCAGCUCGGGGAUAUUGGGCGUUCCUCUGAAGGUGUGUUCUGAGGCCAUAGUCUCUGCAGUGAGGGACUUUGGGAGGAAACAGCACAUCCUUACCAAGGUCACUCUGAUUGAUGUGAGUGGAGAGGCAGUGAAAGCCAUGCAGGAGGCCUGUGAUAGGCUGUUACAGGGGAAGAGGGAGUUUCCUGGGUGGGAUGUAGAGUCCAGCACCACCACUACCACUACACAUGCUCCUCAGAGAGACACCACUGCUGCCUCCACCAGGGGACCAGCUGCUCCAGAGGUCUGUGUCCAGGUGGAGAUCAUCCAGGGAACCAUAGAGAAACAGGAGGUGGAUGCCCUGGUGUCCCCCAUGCUUGGCAGUGACCCUCUCUCUUCCCGUGUUGGUAAUGCGUUGUUGGAGGCAGCUGGACCAGGGCUGAUGAAAGCGUUUGCGAGGAAAUCAGGGGGACGGACUGCACCUGGUAACAACGUCCUGGUGGAGGGACUGUCUGGUCUCAGCUCUGGCCGUGUCUUCUUUCUCAGCUGUGCACACUGGGACAACAACCCCCAAGGACCAGCAGUACAGGCUCUGAGGCAGGGUGUGAGGAAAAUUUUGACCUCUUGUGAGAACCGGGGCUUCCGUUCCGUUGCCUUCCCUUUAGUUGGAACUGGUGUGGUUCUCCAGUUCCCUGACAAUGUGGUAACACAGGUUCUGCUAGAAGAGAUCCGUACGUAUGAGCAGAACCGAGCGAGCAGAACCCCCUUCCUUGUCCGCAUCAUUGUCCAUCCAAAUGACAGAGAUUCUACCAAGGCUUUUCAGACUGCCCAGAAUGCUUUGCAUCUCAGAGGGUUCGUAUUAGGCACUCGGCCAGAGCAAGACAUCAGGAUUGUGCUGCUGGGGAAAACCGGAGGAGGUAAAAGCAGUGCUGGAAACACCAUCUUCGGGCAAGAUGAUGUGUUCCUCUCAGACAGUUCCUCCACCUCCUCAACACAGAAAUGUAAAGCUCAUACCGAGAACAUCAAAGGGAGAAACAUCACCCUGAUUGACACACCUGGAUUCUUUGACACUGACAUCCCUGAAGAGGAGCUGAAACCUAAAAUAGUUAAAUGUAUAACAGAGUGUGCUCCAGGGCCGCAUGCCUUUCUCAUUGUACUGAAAGUUGAACGGUACACAGUCCACGAGAACGAAGCUGUAGCGAAAAUCGAGACAUAUUUUUCCCCAGAGGCCUUCAAAUAUGCUACAGUCCUCUUCACUCAUGGUGACCAGCUCAAUGGUUUGACCAUUGAGAAGUUUGUCCAACAGAAUGAUGAACUGAACAAGCUUGUGGAGAAAUGUGGAGGCCGCUGUCACGUCAUCGACAACAAAUACUGGAACACCAAUCAGCAGGGUCAGUACAGCAACCAGUACCAAGUAGCAGAGUUACUCAACACCAUAGAGAAGAUGGUGAGAGAUAACGGAGGAGGGUUCUACACCAACGAGAUGCUCCAAGAGGCAGAGAGAUUAAUACAAGCAGAGAUAGAGAGUCUUCGGAAGGAGUUAAAAGGCCAGAUGUCAGAGGAAGAGAUGAGAAAACAAGCCAAGAAAAGAGCGAGGAAGAAACUCCUGAUCAAAUGGUCAGGGAUAGCAACAGGUGCAGUGGUAGGAGCUCUACUUGGGGUGGCACUGGUGAUAAUGAUUCCACUCUCACUCGCUACACAACCAUUGAUCAAUUUAGUCAAAGGUCAUAUAGCAGCUUCAAUGACAAUAGGGCCAGCGGCUGUGGCGGAGGUAGCAGGACCAGUACUAGAGUCAGGGGUGGGAGUGGGUUCAGGGAUAGGUGCAGGGGUAGGCAUAGCUGCAGGAGUUGUCGUUGGGAUGGCAGCAGCAGCAGGAGGAGUAAGAGGAGGAAUAGUAGGAGCUACUGCAGCAGAGGAGGCAGAGACAGUACAGGAGGCAGCAGAGGAAGCAGCCAAUGCUGUCUUCGAGGAUGCUAAGGGUCUUUAUCACAAAGCAGAAAACAUUUUCACACGUUUCAGUAAAUCUAAAUAGAUGAUAUAUCCCUGAAACCAUUGAUUGAUGGCAACAUGUGUCUCAACAUCUGACUAAUAACUAUGUAGACACCAGUCAGUUCUACCACUGUAGAAUAGCUGCUUGUCAAAAUGUUUAAAAAUAUAUAUAUUUUGCAUUUUUAUAGUUUCGUAAAAAUCAAGGGAUAUAUAUUGCAAAUAGUAAUGUGGCCAUGCUGAAAAUGUUCCAGCUGGUUAUUGACAUUCAAAAGGCUGAUUUUUAUAGUUCGAGGAAUAUAAUUGAACUUAAUAUGAUUUUUUUUCCAUGUCGGAUCGUGUUCGCAUAUGAAGUGGCUAUAUGUUGGGAGUAAAAAUGAAAAUGUCAAACAAUACCUAUAGAGUUAUAUGGUUAGAACCUUAGAAUGUCUUAGAAAUCAAAACGUAUAUGGGCUGCAUGAUGCAACUAUAGGCAAUUGAUGAUUUUAGAAAGUCGCAAAAAAACUUGCCGCUUUGUUCCUUGCCUGAUCACAUUUUCUCCCAUCAGACUAAUCUCAGUUUAAUCUGUCUUUACCCAAAUGUAAAAUUACUUUAGAUUUAGAAUAGCUCUUUAUCAAUUGGGCAGGAACAGGGCAGGGGGGAAAUAAAUGUAAUCUGUAUGCACUCGAAUAGCGAAUGGGGGCCACUUCCUGCUAUUCCGGUUAUUUCACUCCACACAACAACCACUGUUUGAGUGGCAUGCAGCCUCUUUCUGCACGACAGGUGAUAUUCUGCCCAAACUCUGAAUACUAGUGGUGAGAUAUUCUGUAGCUCAUCGUAAUGCGUAAGCCUAUUAAUUAUGAAGAAAGAGGGAAAAACGAUUACUGGGAUAUUCCCUUUAAUUGUUGGCUAACUCUGAAUUUGAAUAGGAUAGACCAGUUAUGUACAUCUGUUUUAAAAUGCUACAUAAUAUGUGGUAGGCUAUGUAUAACAGCACAAUCAUUAUUUUAAUUCACUUUUUUUCAGGCUUGGGCUCAGAUAUAGGCUUAUAUGUAUGCAUAAGCUCUAAUAGCAUAAGGUUGUUUAAUUAGUCAUCACCUUAGAUAGCGCUGUCCAUUUCAUUGUGUUAGGCUUUGAAACAACAUCCAUGUUUUCCAUUCAGUUUCAACCUGUCAUUUAACUUCUUUCUUCAAAGUGAUCAAUCACAGUGAGAUGAGUUUUAAAAGCUGUGGGAUUCUGUGUUUUACAUUAUAGCCAUUACCAUAUAUAUGAUUAAAUAUUAUCUGAUGUUGGCUGUGUGAGGUAUCUGCAUUUGUGCACUUGAGCAUCAUCAUGAGAUUAAACAACUGCUUGCUACA
Messenger RNA from Oncorhynchus masou masou (cherry salmon), 5402 nucleotides. RefSeq lists its product as uncharacterized. The transcript has 7 exons. The record is from RefSeq and is a predicted model, not a curated record. The coding region runs from base 872 to 4111 and encodes 1079 amino acids. Gene Ontology annotation, molecular function: GTP binding. NCBI's taxonomy places the organism in Eukaryota, Metazoa, Chordata, Actinopteri, Salmoniformes, Salmonidae.